AUGCUGCAGUUUAAUUCAGUCGUGUCUGGGCUGCCGGCCGAUUCGCCGGCUGGGCCGCCGGCCGAUUCGCCGGCUGGGCCGCCGGCCGAUUCGCCGGCUGGGCCGCCGGCCGAUUCGCCGGCUGGGCCGCCGGCCGAUUCGCCGGCUGGGCCGCCGGCCGAUUCGCCGGCUGGGCCGCCGGCCGAUUCGCCGGCUGGGCCGCCGGCCGAGUCGCCGGCUGGGCCGCCGGGCGAGUCGCCGGCUGGGCCGCCGGGCGAGUCGCCGGCUGGGCCGCCGGCCAAGUCGCCGGCUGUUUCUGUUGUUCAGGUGGCAGUGAAAUAUCUCAACAAGGACAAGAACAAAGAUUACAUCAGCAUCCCGGGUUAUGAUGAACCCAUUCCUAGAGAGGUCGCUCUUCUGACUCUCGCCAGUAAGGGAAAUGCUCAAGAGAUCAUUCAGCUUCUUGACUGGCAGGUCUUUGAGAAGAAUUACAUCAUGGUCCUGGAGCGCUUCACUCCCUGUGAGGAUCUGUCUAGAUUCCUCUAUAAAGAAGGGAACAAAAUUGACGAAGGGAGAGCGAGAGUCAUCAUGUGGCAGGCGGCAAAGACGGCGUACAUGUGCUGCAAACGGGGAGUUUUCCACCGAGAUAUCAAAUUGGAAAACUUCCUCAUCAACACCGACACCCUACAAAUCAAACUUAUUGACUUCGGGUGCGGUGAUUUUCUCAAGACGUCGGCCUACACAGAACGCAUCGGCACAGAGGAAUACUUUGGCCCAGAAUUCUUUGAAACGGGCAAGUACUACGCAAAGUCCACAACGGUGUACUCGCUGGGUGUCCUGCUGUUCACCUUGUUGUGCGGGAGAUUCCCAGACUCCAUCGACAAGGACCAGAUGAAGAACAAGAUCUGGUCUGUACAUGGCUUCUCUAAAGAAUGCUGCAGUUUAGUUGAAGCCUGUAUGAUGGAGAACCCGAAAGAACGCAUUCCUCUGAGAGAUAUCUGCGGCCACAAGUGGUUUCAGAGCAGACAUCAGACAGCCCAGCAGCAGAAAAUCACUGAGAGUCCAGCCGAAAAUGACGUCAAUAGACUUUCAGAAGGAGAGAUUCUACCCCCACUCGCUAGUGUCAGUCAGUCUGAGGACAAGAAGUAUAAGUGUAUUGAAGAAAUCCACUCCUGCCAGAAUGGGAUUGGGAAGAAGCUGGGUCAAGGAGGAUUUGGUACCGUAUGAAGGCACUCGUUUGACCGACGGCUUGAAGAAUGCUGCAGUUUAAUUCAGUCGUGUCUGGGCUGGGCUGCCGGCCGAUUCGCCGGCUGGGCCGCCGGCCGAUCCGCCGGCUGGGCCGCCG
Molecule: messenger RNA, 1324 nt
Organism: Triplophysa dalaica
Lineage: Eukaryota; Metazoa; Chordata; Actinopteri; Cypriniformes; Nemacheilidae
Product: serine/threonine-protein kinase pim-2-like
Exons: 7
Coding region: 1-1206 (401 amino acids)
Biological process (GO): negative regulation of apoptotic process; protein autophosphorylation; regulation of mitotic cell cycle
Cellular component (GO): cytoplasm
Molecular function (GO): ATP binding; protein serine/threonine kinase activity
Source: RefSeq, a predicted model, not a curated record